UUUUGAUGGUAUUUUCCGAAUAUGACGAACUUUCAAUGCUAGAGGAAUAAUUUUCCCAAAUAGAAAACAGGUAGCCCUCAGCCGCGCCCGCGCGUGCGGUCGAUGCCAGUUAGCAAUGGGCGACCCCCUCGCCGCCCUCCUUCGCAGCGGCGGCAAUCCUCACUCCGUACACGGCGUGGCCAUCAAGCUUGGCUGCAUUGUCUCCACCUUUCUUUGCAACAAUCUUCUAUAUGCCUACCUGAGGCGCCAGGUCCCCGCGGACGCCCGCAGGCUGUUCGAUGAAAUGCCCCGCCGCAACCUGGUGUCCUGGUCCGUCGUCAUAUCCGGCUCCGCCCACCAUGGCGUCCUCGCGGAAGCGUUCGCGUUGUUCUCCCACAUGCUUCACGGCGCGGGGCACGGAAGCUGGGACCGCCCGGACUCGUUCACGCUAGGGGCCUUGGUCGCCGGGUGCUCCCGUGCCAGAGAUGUCGACGCUGGCAUGCAGGUGCACGCUUGCGUGGCCAAGUUCGGCGUCGACGAGGAUGAUAGCGUCGCGGCGGCGUUGGUGGACAUGUAUGCCAAAUGCGGUUGGGUGGACUCAUCGUGGCGGGCCUUCACGCUCGCACCACAGCGGAGCGUCCUAAGCUGGACGAGCAUGAUUGCCUGUCUGGUCAACCAAGGUGUUUGAUACGCCCGAUUUGCUAUCCGUUGGAAUGCAACUUCAUGGCUGCUUGCUGAAGAUGGGAACGGAGGUUGACACUGCUUUGGGGACUGCCUUGAUGACGAUGUAUGGCAGGUGUGGUGGAGUUGAUGAGAUACCUAGGUUGGCUUGUCGUAUAAGGCAUGAUGCGCUUUCGAGGACUGCCCUGCUUGGCGCUUAUGCACGUACUGGAUACAAUGCAGAGGCAAUUGGUGUUUUCAAGGAGAUGAUCAUGAAAAAUAUGGCAAUUGACCAGUCAGCUAUGACUGGUAUGCUGCAGGUUUGUUCAUCCUUUGGACAACUGAGAAUGGUUCGGCAGGUACAUUGUUAUGCUUUAAAAACCUUCUUCAAGUUGGAUACCUUACUAUUGAAUGCCACCAUCACUGUUUAUGGCAGAUGUGGUGAUAUCAAUAGUGCUGAAACUGUAUUUUAUCUAAUGGAGGAAAAUGACAUCAUAUCAUGGACGGCAUUGUUAACUUGCUACACUCAGAAUGGUCUUGAUGAAGAGGUACUCUUAUUCUUUAGGAAAAUGCUCCGGAAAGGGUUGGGAUCUCCAGUAUUUUGCAUCACUAGUGUGCUACGAGCCAGUUCUAGCAUCUCAAAUCUUGCUGUUGGGUUGCAAAUCCAUUCGAGGACUCUGAAGCUAGGUAUUGAUGAUGAUAAUUCUGUACAGAAUGCACUCGUAACCUUGUAUGCUAAUUGUGGAAGUGUUCAGGUUGCAUUGAAGAUAUUUAACUCAAUGAGUAAUAGAGACAUCGUCACAUGGAAUGCAUUACUCACAAGUUUUUCACAGCAUGGCAGUGAGGUGGCAGCCAUUCAGCUUUUUGAUCUGAUGCAAGAAGAGGGGAUCUGCCCAGAUGCUUACACUUUUGUUGGCCUGCUAUCAUCUUGCAGCAGAAUGGGCCUUGUAAAAGAAGGCUGUGAGUACUUCAAUGAAAUGAAGGAAAAAUACAACUUGGAACCCAAGAUGGUUCAUUAUACCUGCAUGGUUGAUCUACUUGCUCGUGCUGGAAGAUUUUGUGAUGCAAUGGACUUCAUUGAUGCAAUGCCUUAUGAACCAGAUCAAAUAUUGUGGGAAGCUUUGCUAGCUUCAUGUAAGGUUCACGGAAAUUUGGGGUUAGGAAGAAUAGCAGCUAAGAAGAUUCUGGAAAUUACACCACAUGAUUAUUCUGCAUACAUUAUAUUAUCAAGCAUUCAUGCUUCAGUUGACAUGUGGGAUGAGAAAUACUGGAAUCGCACUGUAUUCGACACCCAGCGUGCAAGAAAGGAUACUGGAAGGAGUUGGAUUGAUGCACAAGAAUUAUCAGAGAAUAUAUUCGAUGCAUUACAAAUUGGAGUGACGUAAUGUUAGUUGAUAAUGCUUCUAUUUCAAAACACUAGGGGUGUGUUACUCUCCAUGGUUGCAGUGAAGUGUAGUGGUCUCAAUCAUAAAACAUCGACAAGCGGAACAAAAGAUGUCCAUGGAUGCAAGCAAACCAUGGUCUCAGUGUCAAGCAUCGAAUAGAACUGACCCAUGUCAGAUCAUCACCGAAGAACAUAUAUGAUAUGGUGCAUAGGGCAGAUUUUUAUCUUUUCUAUGGUGUGGGACACAGUUGCAACCUUUCAGUGAUUAUCUUUCUUUAAAUUUGUGAUGCUUUACGAUGCUGCCAAUGUUGUAAGCUGUACAGAGGGUGCUGCAGUUAGAAAGUAUAUUGGUAUUUUCUCUAUUGUCAGCCAAAGUUUACAGUGAUGAUGGAAAUACAGAGAUAUCUCGGUUUAAGUUUUUUAUGUUCACCUGCUGUGGGAGCUUAGUAUGACAGUCCAACUCUUUAUCAGUAUGCUUUGUGAUUCCUAAAUUAACUAUAAUUUUCUAUGUUUGGGACCAGAUAUUCGUGCAUACUGUUUUGCACGUCAAAUGACAUGGUAGAGACAUGGCAUAAAUGAGUGAGAGUGCUGAAAUUGAGGUCAUUCUGUAAUGCCAAUAUGACCCUUUACCAGGAUUCUGUAUAUC
Messenger RNA from Zea mays, 2669 nucleotides. Its product is annotated as pentatricopeptide repeat-containing protein At3g62890-like. The coding region runs from base 116 to 667 and encodes 183 amino acids. Gene Ontology annotation, biological process: RNA modification. The transcript is spliced from 2 exons. The record is from RefSeq and is a predicted model, not a curated record. NCBI's taxonomy places the organism in Eukaryota, Viridiplantae, Streptophyta, Magnoliopsida, Poales, Poaceae. Gene Ontology annotation, molecular function: RNA binding; protein binding.